Molecule: messenger RNA, 2073 nt
Organism: Pieris brassicae (large cabbage white)
Lineage: Eukaryota; Metazoa; Arthropoda; Insecta; Lepidoptera; Pieridae
Gene: Ykt6
Product: synaptobrevin homolog YKT6
Exons: 2
Coding region: 216-812 (198 amino acids)
Biological process (GO): endoplasmic reticulum to Golgi vesicle-mediated transport
Cellular component (GO): Golgi apparatus
Molecular function (GO): SNAP receptor activity
Source: RefSeq, a predicted model, not a curated record
CAAUUGUCAUUGACAGUUAUAGUCAUGUAAAGCAAAAAAAUUGUUAAAAAUUUAGCUUGAUAAAAGAAAUUUAUAAAUUACGCUAAAUAUUACAUAUUAUUAAAUUAUAAUCACAUUGUAUAUUGUACAUUUGGUUUCACAAGUCUUGUUGUGACGCUAACUAUUAACUACUAACUAUAACAUUAUUAUAACACGUAGGCAUUUAAAUAUUGAUCAUGGUGAAGGUAUAUGGACUUGUGGUUUUGUAUAAAGGAGUGACCAGUGCCACAAUUUUAAAAGCAGCAUAUGAUUUACAAAGCUUUAGUUUUUUCCAAAGAUCUUCUGUUCAAGAGUUUAUGACUUUUGUGAGUAAGACAAUUGUUGAGAGAACACAUCAAGCAUCCAGGCAAUCAGUAAAAGAAGGUGAAUAUAUGGUUCAAGUAUAUGUAAGAGCAGAUAACCUUGCAGGGGUUCUUAUAUCAGAUCAUGAAUAUCCGAAUAGAGUUGCACAUACUCUUAUAACAAAACUGCUUGAUGAUUUUUCUGCUAAAGUGCCAGUGGCAAUUUGGCAGACUGGAGAUGAAACAACUAUUGACUUUCCUGUCCUCCCACAAUAUUUAGCCAAAUAUCAGAAUCCUAAGGAAGCAGAUGCUUUGACUAAAAUACAGAAUGACUUAGAUGAAACUAAAAUUAUUCUUCAUGACACAAUCAAAGCUGUGUUAGAGAGGGGAGAAAAAUUGGAUGACUUAGUCGAAAAAUCAAAUAGUCUUUCUAUGCAUAGUAAAGCAUUCUAUAAGACUGCUCGUAAGACAAAUAGUUGUUGUAAUUUUUGAGGGAUUUUGAUGUUGAUUUCAAAUGAUUGAAUAUUAUAUUUGCCUAAAACAGUAUGAAAAGCAUUUUAUAUGUAAUGUGUUAAAUUGUUGUUCUUAGCAUUUUUUGAGUAUAGAUAAAUGUAUAAUCCUGAUAUAUUAAAAUAAAUAUUAUAAAAUAGGUAAGACUGAUAUGGAUUACCAUUAUGUAAAGCACUUAGCUUACGGAAUACUUAAUAUGGAUGAGAUUAGCAUGAAUAAAUCUAUUUUGAAAACCUAAAUCAAUCCCACUAAAUGAUUACUACCAUGUUUAUGAGUGAUGUUAUAUACAAUAUUAUAAAAUGUAUGAAAUCUCAAUAAAUUAUCUUAUGUAACAAAAAUAUUACAGUGUGAUAUUCUCAAUGUGUAUUAUGUAUGGUCUUCUAUAUCAAUGUAUCUGUAGGAUCUAUUCUAGUAGAUAUAGUUGUAUUUAUAUUGCCAAUUAUGUAGCAUGAAUCCAUACUGAUUAUAUAGUAGAGGUUGUCCUUACAAGCUAGUUUGUUCCUAAUAUGGUUUAAUUUUACCUUAAGCUUUCAAUUCAUUAGCUUAAGCAUGUUUGCAAUAUUUUUUUUCUUAAAUACAUGUCUAGAGAACAAAAGGAUGUCUAGAAAUCACUUUACGUAUGUAGAUUAAUAUUUGUCUAUAUCUAGUUACUAUAUGGUAACCUAUGUAUUAAUUAGAUAUUAUGUUCUUAGCUAUGUUCUAGAAAUGUAAUGGUAACAUAUGCUUGCAGAAUGUUCAAGAUGCAAUUGGUCUCUGUUGUGUACACACAUGCUCAAUCCAUUAUAGGUACAGCAAUCAAUGCUCCAAAGCACAAUAGUUAAAAGAUGAGAGUUUGCAUGUAAACUGUAAAGCCCUCUAAUCAGUGUAAUGUAGAGUUCACUUAUCUUAUCUUUCUGUUAAUAAUUUUGGUCACAAACCAUUAUAUUAUCUAUUGUCUAUUCAGCCAUGGAGGCAAAAACAUAAAAUUAAUAUAAAUAUUAUCAUAAUAUUUUGACGAUUGUGUGUCCAGGCCAGAGAUUUGAAUUGAAACUGCAGGUGCACACAAUAAAGUAAAAUAUGUGAACAUAACAUGGAGUUGUUCUGUGAUCAAUCUGAAAUAAUUAUGAAACAUUAUUUUUAGUUAAAUAUAAUGUUAUUGUUAGUUCAAAUGAUGACUAUACAUUGACUAUAGAUGUUUUGUUUUGAUUACGAAUUUUUAUUUUAUAUAGUAAAAUUUGCUUAACCUUUUAAAUAAACGUGGCAU